Messenger RNA from Megalopta genalis, 2641 nucleotides. RefSeq lists its product as uncharacterized. Gene Ontology annotation, molecular function: DNA-binding transcription factor activity, RNA polymerase II-specific; RNA polymerase II cis-regulatory region sequence-specific DNA binding; protein binding. The record is from RefSeq and is a predicted model, not a curated record. Gene Ontology annotation, biological process: regulation of transcription by RNA polymerase II. NCBI's taxonomy places the organism in Eukaryota, Metazoa, Arthropoda, Insecta, Hymenoptera, Halictidae.
UCGCGGUGGUGGCGGCGGUGGCUGCGGAUGAAACCCGCGGCCGACUCCGGGCGUUCAAAUCACGCUCGAUCGCGGCGGCACCCGUUGCUGCAACUCUCUCUCAUCCGCGGCCAAGUCGCUCCUCGACGAGUGGCAAUCGCGAGCACACUUCCGGGCCGCGUCCACGAACCGCGCCGUAAACUUGUCGACGAGCCGCGCCGUACAACGCGUCCAGCUCUCUGGAUUAAUCGCGGUCCCAGCAAAGGAGACCGAACACCUCCGCAUGUUUUUCUCGUGAUCUUUCUGUGCUGCUAUGCCUCGAUCAUACCCGACCGGUCGAACAGCCGAGUCUCCGGAGCGGUACUCAAGUUAAUCGAGUCGUUGGAUCGGGUUCUCGAGAAUGUACAGCCUGUACAGAGCCUGGUUCGGCGACAGUGUUGCCGGGGACAGUUACUCCAGGCUUCAAGAGACUCUGUCGCCUCCCGACACCGUGGUUCGAGUGGGGAACGAGGGGGAACACCAGUUUGUCGCUCACAAGGGAGUCCUGGCUGCUCACAGCGGCUAUCUGAAGGCUCUGCUGAGCAGCGCUGCCGCGUCCCCGAAUGUUAGUGCGAACGCGAGCGUUGCCUCUUGCAGCAACAUGCCAGCAACGGCUAUCGCGGUCACCACGACCAACCUUUCGGGACAAUCGCCGAGACCGGUUACCUCGGUCUCGGUUUCCUCUAUCGGCGGAGAAGCGUUCGCGCCCCUGUUGAACUACAUGUACACGGGCCGGCUGGAAGUGACGCUGGACAACGUUUACAGCGUGCUGUUGGCCACGCAUUUGUUGCACAUGCCUGGUGCCCUCGAGCAGUGCCGUGCAGCGUUGCUGCGGCUCAGGGCCCCGCCGCCUCUGCCGACACCGAUACCGGUCCCGGUCCCGGUACCGGUCGCCCCGACCUCGACCCUCACGUCGACCUCCAUGUCCAUGUCGACGUCGACGCCGGGCGCCGGAAGCAUCCUCAGACCGAUACCGAACCGGCUGAUGAUCGAGCCGAGCAUGUGCUGGCCGACGACGCCGCUUUACCCACCGACCGCGCCGCCGGCUCCUGCGGCAAUCGGAUUAUCGCACCUGCCACGACUGCAACCGUCGGUGCUUUUGCAAUCGACGGUCCCGCUGAACGUUUCCGUGGUCCCGACCACCGUCGGCCAGGAAACCACCGCGCGUUACAGCGACGUGCCCUCGCCGAAACCGACGCCGUACCAGUUCGACAGAAGCCGAGGCCCGUGUCGAGAGAGCCGGCAGAAAUCGCCGGAGAGCAUGGCGAGGUCGUUCAGCGUGGCGGCUUUCAGCGCGCUGGCGUGUUCCACGUCGACGAGACCGGUGUCCCCGGCCCGAUCGGUAUCGCCGGCACCGUCCUCCGAGUCGCAGUCCUCGAUACCGUCGAACCCGGGCAAUAAGUCGUCGUCGGAGUCGGAGCAGCGGCAGGCGAAAGAGGAGAAGGCGUCGAACUCGAAGAGCGUACAGGCGAAAAAACGAAGCCCGUCGCCGUUGAUGGACGAAGCCGGCGUCGUGGCUUGCAAUCGCGAGAGAACGAACGAGGACACCAACGACCGGAGCGGCAAGUCGGCGAAGAAGAAGCGCGGCAGCUCGAGUUCCGCGAACGGGAACGAGUCGUCGAGCGGUGUCCUGUCGGUGGUGUACGACGUGGCCUGCUGCGACGGCCCGAUCAAGUUCCACCGGGUUCUCAACGAGAACUACUCGCCGUCGGCUUCCUGCGGGAGCAGCCCGGCCUCCCAGGCAAGGCUGCAAAGGUGCUUCGAAGCGGAGAACGCCUCCGGCAGGGAGAACGAUGAGAAUGGAGGACCGGCCGGAAACGGCUGCGACCCGAUGGCCGUUGCGAUCGACACCGAGGCCGGGAACGCCGCCGGCGGAAGCUACACCUGCGGAUACUGCAGGCACACCUUCAAGUCCCAAUAUUGUUACCGGAAGCACACCAAGAGGCACUUGCUGCCGACCAGGCUGAACGAGUCGUCCAGCGUCGGCACCGGCCAAAGGCCCGAGCCGCAGAGGAACCGCAGGGAGGUCAGGCUACUCGACCUGAACGUGCAGUACUAUCCCUGUAAGAUCUGCGGGUGCAAGUUCCCCAGCUACUACUUCGUCCACAAACACCGGAAACUGUGCCACGCGAACGAGAGGCCGCAGCCGGAGGAGGCCGGCGGAACCGGCGAGGAUCAGGAGUCGAACACCGCCACCGCGACCAACGAGAAACCGUGAACGUCCGCGAGAACAAGGAAUUCUACGCUUCCGAGGAACAGGAGCUUCGUUCGAGCAAAACAUUUAUCGCCACCGAAUGUUUCGACGACGACGUUGUAUCGCAGAAACUAGCUACAAUGACUUCCGUAAAAUAAUGAAUCAUUGUAAAACCGAAUUAAUUAAAGUACCGUCAUGGAAAGUGUCGCUCUGGCUAUACAUUACCGAUUGUGCAUACCGUUCCAAGUCCUUCCAAAAUUUAGAAUAAGAAAGUGAAUUUGUAGAUCAAUGUAUUCAAGGAUAAUACCAAUUCAUUCGAGGACUACGUUUCUCCAAAUCAGACAUUGUAAAACAUUGAUUGUAAUUAGUACAAUAGACUAAACACCUAUUAUAAUAGACGCAAAAUAGAAGAAAACAUCUUUAAUCGUA